Asparagus officinalis (garden asparagus) is the source of this 1038-nucleotide messenger RNA. Its product is annotated as F-box protein At3g08750-like. The transcript has a single exon. The coding region runs from base 1 to 1038 and encodes 345 amino acids. Gene Ontology annotation, molecular function: protein binding. The record is from RefSeq and is a predicted model, not a curated record. Lineage: Eukaryota; Viridiplantae; Streptophyta; Magnoliopsida; Asparagales; Asparagaceae.
AUGUCUAGCUUAGGCGAGGAUCUGCUGAUAAAAAUCCUGUGGAAAUUGCCCUUGGAGUCUCUUCUCAGAUUCAAGCUCGUAUCAAAGGCCUGGAACAGUUGGAUAUCGCAUAUUCUAUCUUCUACAUCAGGCCUCAUCUUUGAAGAAGUGUACAUUGACGAAAAGAAAUUACCCCAAUCAUUGCUUGAAGAUGAAAGAGAAAGAAACAUCCUUGUUGACGUCUGCGAUGGCCUUCUUCUCUUCGAGCGCAGAAAAGAAAUCACAUAUCGUUGGACAUAUUCAGUCUGGAAUCCCAUAACUAACCAAUGGUUCCAACUGCCACAACGUAUUAGUGAUGUAGAACACGGUGUUGUUGGGCUAGGUUUUGAUCCCGUGCUUUCCCCGCAUUUUCAAGCUGCUCACUUCUAUAAAGACUCAUAUGUUGAUGGAUCUGGGUGCACGCUGGAGCUCUUCUCCUCUCAGACUGGAUCAUGGCGCGAUUUCAAAAUCGAAAGACAUGAUACUGGAAAUUGUUUUCGUUGUAGACUUGUCAUUGUAGGGAGGGCAGUCUUUGUGCAAUUCAAAUGGUCCAAGUGUCCUAUUUUGAAAUUUGAUAUGGACGAAGAGAGCUUUAAGGAUAUAGAGUUGCCAGGCCCUGAAGAGAAGUAUUUACCAAUGUCAACGCUAGGGAAAUGUGAAGGGCGUCUUCAUCUUGCCUGGAUGACUGGAUACGCGUGCAAAAUAUGGAAGCUUGAAGAUGCAGAGCAAGAAUCGAGAUGGGUUUUGUUGCAUACUUGUAGUUAUUAUUUCCUGAAAAAUCAAGCAUGCAAUAAUCAAACCAACAGAGGAGUUGUGAUUUUUUUGCGUGGAUUUCUUCCGGAUUCAAAGGUUGUUCUCCUUGACGUCAACCACCGGGUUGGUCAAAGAAAAAAUCAGCUUGAGACAUUUUCUUAUGAUUUUCGCACAAGGGAAUUGGUAAAAAUUUACAUAUCUAACGCAGCAUGGCAUAACGUCUUCGCGUUCUCCCCUUGCACAAGGUAUAUUACGAUGGGGCCUUGA